UUAGAAUCUGGGUGUUGGUAUGUAAAUAAAUAUUGAAUGUGACUCGCCUAUUCAGUAUUUUCUGAAAUUUUCUGCCAUUUUCUUCUGGCGCAGUUAGAAAUGAAUAGAGCCGUGUUUUACAUCGCUCCAAUCAUUUCUCUGAAUGGCGCAUAUGUGCCAUUUUCUAUAAAUUAUUCGCCACUGGGAGAUGUACAAUGCUGAACACGUAAUUGUUGUGUACUAAGCUAAGUGGAAAUGUGAUGCAAUACUUCAGUGCAAGUUGCCUUAUAAAAAUGAUGCCAUUUAAUGCAGGUGUAACACUUCUAAAACAGUUUUGCGCCCAUCCUCACACUACCUCCCCAUUUCUCCUUUUGCCUUCCCUUCACACUCCCGUCCAGGUGCUGAAAGGCAUUUUAUAAUAGUUCCUGUAACUUGAACUGCCGUUUGUCUCUUCGUUGGGGUGGGCUACCCAGAGUAAAAUGGUCUCUUUAGCCUCUGGCGAAUGGACCUUUGCUCAUUUGCGCAGGAGCCAAGGGUCCUCGCACUCACGCAGAGCGUGGUAGCAUCCCAAAGAAAACAAACGCUACAUAGUUUUAAAGCCUACGUAGAGCCCCUUAAGGACGCUAUCAGACGGGGCUCAGCAAGCGGAGAACCAAGAGUGACCAGGCUAAAAUCCGUCAUCCUGGGUUUCACUGGGAUCUAGAGGCCCAGAAACACAGGAGUGGAGAAGAUAUGGGGAAAUCGCAGGCGGAGAUUUGAUGACGGUAUACGUUGGCCGGCGCCACGCCAGUUUCUUCUGCUCAGUGUCCGGUUACUUCCGAGCCUGGUCAGGUUAGUGCUUCUGGCCCACAGGUGGUGGUGGCGGCGGAAGUGACGUACGCGCAGUGCCCGGCGUUAGAAAGAAAGAUGGCGGCGCUGGCGCUGGACCAGGGGGAAGGGCAGGGACGACGGGGGCCACAGCCACCUCAGCAACCAGUGCACAGGCUCCCCCCACGCUGGCCUCCUCGAAGUGCUCCGGCCCCGUCCUGGAGGGAGGAUCCCCUCUAAAGGUGAGAGGAAGAAGAGGAGGAGGAGGAGGAGGAGGGUUCAGUCUUCAUGGCCUAUACAGCCUUGGGUCUUCCCUCUUCAACCAAAUACGGGGACGCCGAUUAAUACCAAUGGCGGAGGUGCUUUUCCUGAUGCAGACGCCAGUCCACUCGUAACUGGACCGAGACCACCAAGGUGAUUCAUGGCAGGGGACGUGGAAGGGUUUAGUUCCUCCAUCCAUGACACCAGUGUCUCUGCUGGGUUCAGAGCACUGUAUGAGGAGGGAUUGCUUCUUGAUGUCACACUUGUCAUUGAAGAUCACCAAUUCCAGGCCCAUAAAGCACUCCUUGCCACCCAGAGUGACUACUUCAGGAUAAUGUUCACAGCUGACAUGAGGGAGCGAGAUCAGGACAAAAUUCAUUUGAAAGGUCUGACUGCUACAGGCUUCAGCCAUGUCCUACAAUUCAUGUACUAUGGAACUAUAGAACUGAGUAUGAAUACUGUUCAUGAAAUCCUGCAGGCUGCCAUGUAUGUUCAACUUAUAGAAGUGGUGAAGUUCUGCUGCUCUUUUCUCUUAGCCAAAAUCUGCUUAGAAAAUUGUGCAGAAAUUAUGAGACUCUUAGAUGAUUUUGGUGUAAACAUCGAGGGAGUCAGGGAGAAGUUGGACUCCUUUCUGCUAGAGAACUUUGUGCCACUAAUGUCAAGACCUGACUUCCUGUCCUAUCUGAGCUUUGAAAAGCUUAUGUCUUAUUUGGAUAAUGACCGUCUGAGCAGGUUCCCAGAGAUAGAACUGUACGAGGCUGUUCAGUCUUGGCUGCGGCAUGAUAGAAGACGCUGGAGACAUACCGAUACUAUCAUUCAGAACAUCAGGUUUUGUUUGAUGACCCCAUCCAGUGUUUUUGAGAAGGUUAAGACAUCAGAGUUUUAUAGAUACUCUCGGCAGCUACGACAUGAAGUUGAGCAAGCACUGAAUUACUUUCAUAGUGUUCACCAGCAGCCUUUGAUGGAAAUGAAAUCCAGCCGCAUCCGUUCUGCCAAACCCCAGACUGCAGUAUUCAGAGGAAUGAUAGGACAUAGCAUGGUAAAUAGUAAAAUUCUUCUUUUACACAAACCACGGGUCUGGUGGGAGCUAGAAGGUCCACAAGUACCUCUACGACCAGACUGCCUUGCCAUUGUGAAUAACUUUGUGUUCUUGUUAGGCGGGGAAGAACUGGGGCCAGAUGGUGAAUUCCAUGCUUCUUCCAAAGUGUUCAGGUAUGACCCAAGACAAAAUACUUGGCUGAGAAUGGCAGAUAUGUCUGUACCACGUUCAGAAUUUGCAGUUGGUGUUAUUGGUAGGUACAUUUAUGCUGUGGCUGGAAGAACAAGAGAUGAAACAUUUUAUUCAACCGAGCGUUAUGAUAUCACUGAAGACAAAUGGGAAUUUGUGGAUCCUUAUCCAGUCAAUAAAUAUGGACAUGAGGGGACAGUGCUUAGUAACAAGUUGUUUAUCACUGGUGGAAUUACCUCAUCAUCCACUUCAAAACAAGUGUGUGUUUUUGAUCCUAGUAAAGAAGGGACAAUGGAACAACGAACAAGAAGAACUCAAGUAGCUACUAAUUGUUGGGAGAAUAAGUGCAAAAUGAAUUAUGCGAGAUGCUUUCACAAAAUGAUUUCUUACAAUGGUAAGCUUUAUGUGUUUGGUGGUGUCUGUGUCAUCUUAAGGGCCUCUUUUGAGUCACAAGGAUGCCCUUCCACAGAAGUUUAUGAUCCAGACACUGAUCAGUGGACUAUCUUGGCAUCAAUGCCAAUUGGUAGAAGUGGUCAUGGUGUAGCUAUAUUGGACAAACAAAUAAUGGUUCUUGGAGGCCUUUGUUAUAAUGGUCAUUACAGUGAUUCUAUUCUCACAUUUGAUCCGGAAGAAAAUAAAUGGAAAGAAGAUGAAUUCCCACGGAUGCCCUGUAAACUUGAUGGUUUACAAGUUUGCAGUCUGCAUUUUCCUGAAUAUGUAUUAGAGCAUGUUAGACAUUGCUAAAAUGUACAUCUCCCUUAAAAGAAAGAAAGCAAAGCGUAGUAUUUAAGGCUCUUAAGUACUUGUUGGUGUUAUAGUUACUGAAUGCAUAAAGAGAAACAGGGAAUGCACCUCACCAGUUUUACACUAACAAUGCCAUUGUUAUGGUAAUGUGAAGUUUUCUUUUCUCCUUGCCUUUCCCCCACCCUUUCCGUGGCCUCCUGAGCUCAUGCAGUAAAUACAUUCUAGAAAAUAGCAAUUACACUUAUAGCCUCUGGAAACAGUUGAAUAGAAUGAUUCACUUGUUUGAAAAGUUGAUUUUAUACCUUAAUCAUUUUAAAGUGUCAAGGUAGCAUUUGUUAAGUCUUCCAGAAGAAGACCUUCAAAUGUCAUUCAAAGUUGAUUUCAGUUAUUUCUUCUAUCUAAAAUCUUCUGGAUUGCUUAUUAUGUCAAUAUUUCACUUUUGGUUUUGUCAUACAAACAGCUUAAAACUACUUUUUGCAUGGCUUUUGUAUAUAUAGUAGUCUGCUGAAAAUGCAAAAAUAUAAAUUUUCUACUAAAUUAACAACUUUUUUAUACUCAGAACACUAUUUCUAUGCUGCCUUCUAUUGUCUGCAUUGUGUUUGUAAGUGAAAAAAAUAUAUGCACAUGUGAAUACAUAAUAAAAUCUAUAUACAGUGCAUCUUUUUUGUGUGGUUAGGAUCUUACAUUUUUAAUUAGUGCACAAAUUGUCAGUCAUACUUGUUGAGUUUUAGAUGUAGUAACAUCUUUUCAUAUAUUAAUAUUAAAAACAAAGUAACUGGAGGCCUCAUUUGGUAUCAGAGUACCCUAUCUUUGGUACAUACUGAUUGAUUCAGUAACAUUUGAACUCUUUAUAUUCAUGAUACAUAUAUAAACUCAUGAAGAUUAAGAUUUUAUAUUUAUUUAGAAAGUAAUUAUUAAGGUAAACCACAUCAAUGUUUGUCUUUCACUUUUGAACAUGUUUCUCUUUUCAGUACAUUUGAAUGUCAUUCUACUUGUAGUGAGAACUGGAUAUGUCUAAGCCCUAAUUCUGCAGUGUGCAAGCACUUUUUACCACUCUAGUAGUGGUUAUACUCUACUGUAUGUAAUUGAGAUUCAGUAGUGGUAUUAUUUAUGGUUUGUAUUUGAAUCUAAUAAUAAUUUUCAGGUAUCAUAAAAGGGUGUUGAAUUAUGAAAAUGAGAAACAUAAAUUUUAAAACUGGCCUGAUUUACCAUUUCCAUACUAAGAGAGAAAUAAUAAAAUGUCAGCAGCUAUUAUCUUUACCCUCAUGCCCUUUUCUUCCUUUAGAUUUUUGGUUAUAUCACAUACAUAAUUAAAAUAUCUUACAAAAUGAGUUUAACUUCAAUUUCCUCUCCCUUUUUUCCCUCCACUCCCAUAUCUGCCAAAGCAGGGCUGCAUUUCUGUUAUUAAGCAUUAACCAACAGCCCUUAGAUAGAACUUAAUUAUAAUUGUAGACAUUAGGAACAAACUGUUAGCAAAUUAAUAAUUACAUCCUCAAACUUUUUGAAAUUUAUCAGAUUAUUUUUUUCUUCUAAAUAUCUAGUGGCAUUAGUGAUCAAACCCUUAUCUUCUGUUUUUUGUACUAAAGUACCAUAGAUCAUGAAGAAUCGUAAUGCCAAAGUUAAAAAAUGAUCAAGAACAAUUUUUAAAAAUACAUAUAUUAAGAAGGGUGCUUUAGGACUUAAUGUAACAUUAAUUGUUUAAACUCAAAUAAAAUUGUUUGGUUGAGUAUAACUUGGGAAAUUUGUUUUCUUGUAGCAUCCCAUGUUCAAAUUGGUGUUGUUUUUCUUAUCCUGGAAUUGGCACUCAAUAGGCUAGGCCUUCUGUGACAUUCAUGCAGUAUUAUAAUACUGUUCCUUAAUUUUCUAGUUCUAUACAAAUUUUUAUUGCCCCUAUCUUUGAAAAUAAUGUGGCAAGGUAAAAUUCCAAAAGAGAAGCUUCCUGGUGACUUCCUUCCCCUUUUCCCCUCCCCUCAACCCAGUCUAGGUUAUAUUGUGAAGUUAAAGCUGGUUUAAAAAUAACAAAAUUGUCCAUUUUUGUAACAAGCAUUAAGAUAAAUGAAUAGGUAUAUAAAAACCGAAAAGUAACCUUUAAUUUGAGAAAAGUCAUUAUUAAUCUGUUUAAAGGAAAACAUUUUGUUAAAGUAACCUCUUAUAAUUCAAACUACAACCAAGUCUAUGAACAAAUGAUUAAUCUGGAACUGUUCAUCUGAGCAAAGUUUUAGUUUUAGGAUAUGAUUGGUUGUUUUCAGUUUCUAAGAAGUAUAUUGAUCAAUGCUUUUCCAAGUUAUAUACACAAGAGCUUUCUUCAGCUUUGUUAAAAAAUAGACGAAUGCCUGGCUUCUUAAUAUUUACUAAAAUUUUACCUUCCUUUUCCUUUCAAUAAGAUUUUGUGAGCAGUCUUGGUAAGAUUUCCCCCUCCCCCCCCCUAAAACUGCUAAAAGUUUUUCUUCCUAGUUAAAUGCAAAAUGAGAAAAAUUUCUUUUUAUACAAUGUCUUUUCAUCUUUAUAUCUUUAAAAGUGCUCCAUCUUAUUAUAAAUGAAGAAAACAAGAAAAGAUAAAAACACAUUUUAUUCUGGUGUCUACAUCCAGGGUUUGGGGUUUUUUUUUAAACCAUAUUUUUGUUUUUCUUUUACUCUUUUCCUGCUUAUCUAUGUCUUUAUAGCUAAUGUUAGGGAGAGACCUGAAAAAACAAUCAAGUUCAAAUGCUUGAUGUUUUAUGUUAAAGGUAAUAAGGCCAAGAUUAAAGUUUGUAAAACAAAUGUCAUGAAAUCCUAACUUGAACAAUGGUGUUCAGUCUCAUGAAAGUCCUUUUUAAACUGAUAUUAAUGGUAAUCAGUUUUGAGCAUUAAUAAUAAUUGAGGUUUGCUUGGGUUCUGAAUGUAUAAUGUCCAAGAAAGAACUUUUAGCUAUGUAUAUUUAUAUUUCUAAUGGAGAUUAGUUUAAAUCCGUAACUAACUGACAUUCCCACGUAAAAUUGUGAUUUAACUGUAGAGAUUUAGUUUAAACUACAGGAAUGGUUUUCACAAACAUUUUUUUUUCAAGUUUAUUUUACUAUUUGUUUUUUCCCCCUGGAACCAUUUGUACAUUUUUAUUAAUGUACAUUCUACCUAUGCUCAAAACAGUGUUUUUUAAAAGUUCAGAUAAGUGAUUUGAAACUAUACAGUGUCACUGUUGUGAUCUUUCUACAUACUUAAUAUGAGUAAACUUUUAAAAAUUUGACAAAAAUAGGUCAUUUUUAUUUGCCCUUCUUUAUUAGACAAUUUGUUGCCUUGCACUUCUUCAGUCUUUCUUUUCAUGGUAAUAUAAGUUGUGAUGCUAAUUUACUUAAAUAUCUUGUAGUUCAACCUUUUCUUAAAAUGUAAAACUCUCCCAUUGACCCUUUUGUUUUUAAAGAUGUGAUUAGAAAAAAUAACUGCUUUUAAAAAACAGUUUAAUUAAUAGAAUAUUAUUUUUUGAGAAAAUUUUCUAUUCCUUCUUCAUGCCCUGCACUUUGCUAGAGUUAAGAUAAUAAAUCGUGAAAUACUGACUGAGCCCUUCUCUAACCCACUUUAAACUUGUACCUUAUGAAGCAUUCUAGAAAGCAUGCUGUCCUGAUGUUAAAAGGCACAUUUACUAGUAUGUGAAGUAAUAAAGUAAAAAAACAAAUGGAAAGGUCUGUCUUAAAUGAAAGUAAAAGUUAGAAUGUUUUAUAAUAAAUUAUUUGAGAUAAAUACUGUCCUAGAAAUAUUAAAUAUUCUGUGGGCUCUUCAUUUUUAUAUAUGUAUAUGUGAAGUUAGGUCAUAACAUUUCAUUUUGUAUAAGCUAUCAAAUUUUUUUUGGAGAAUCCAUGAUUUGAAAGUCUCAAUUAAAAUAUAAAUGUAGGCCAAAAUGUAAAUUGUAGACAUCACUGAGAAUUAUUUGGCAAUCAGCAAUGAAAAUGCAUUGCUAAUGGCAGCUUUCUUAGGUCACUUAACUUAACCAUACAUUUAAAUCUUGUUUGCACAUUUAAUCAUUUUUAGAGAUCAUGAGCUUGAUUGUAUCUUUAGAUUAAACUUGGUUUGAAGGAGAGACCCCCCAAAAUUAAAGAACUUCCCCUUAAACAAAGUACUGAAAUUUAGUCAAACAGCCAAUAGAAUUUAACAUUAAGUAAUAGUAGAGUGAAGUAAUAGAUAAACUCCUGGAAGUCCAUUAUCCUAACAGUACUUUAAUAUAACUUAAAUAUUAAUAAUAUAAGCUAUAAUAAUAUUGAGAAAAUUUCAUUUUUUUACUUUUUAGUUUUGUUUCUUAUUGAUACUCUUGAAUUAUUUUAUACACCUUUGGGAAUAAUUAUAUUAAGUUGAAGAAUUCUAUUAAUCUCAUAUUACCAGUAUGCCAGUGAGGGGUGAGGUAUUUGCUUUCUAAAAGAAUGUUUCCAAUAAAGUAAAUUGGAGAAGUUAUUUUCUACCUAACCUGUAUGCACCAGGGCUCUUGGGCAUACAUUAUAGAAAUAUUUUGAGCUUUUAUGUACGUUUUGGGCUAGUAGUCUUAACAGCAACCCCAGGGUUGUUAUAAAAUUCUUAGACUAAUUUAAGGUUUGCCUUUUAUAACUGUUUUGAAAAGCCUUUACAUUUUUGUCAGGUAAUUUUCCCAAACUGUGGAUACAAUCUGUUCAGACAUAUAUGUAUAUGUUAUCCAUUCUGUUUUUAAAUUGAAAAAAAAUGUAAAAAGUGUGUAUAAAGAAAAUUGUAAAUAAAAUAUUUUUAAUCUUUAAAACUUA
Molecule: messenger RNA, 7755 nt
Organism: Antechinus flavipes (yellow-footed antechinus)
Lineage: Eukaryota; Metazoa; Chordata; Mammalia; Dasyuromorphia; Dasyuridae
Gene: KLHL15
Product: kelch like family member 15
Exons: 5
Coding region: 1208-3019 (603 amino acids)
Biological process (GO): nuclear protein quality control by the ubiquitin-proteasome system; protein ubiquitination
Cellular component (GO): Cul3-RING ubiquitin ligase complex; nucleus
Molecular function (GO): protein binding
Source: RefSeq, a predicted model, not a curated record